AUGGGCUGCUGCGGCUCUGUACUGUCGCGUACCGACGAACCCUCCAUUCGACCCCAGAAUCGCACUAGCGGUCGUACACUUUCUUCCGGACAGCGGGCACCGAAUCUCCCUUUGAAAGAGCACUACAAUGAGCCGAUACGAGCUCAUGUGUGGACCAGUAAGCGGCGGGCCUGGACGCGCGCACAACUAGAUCGAGAGCGGGAGGAGUUCUUCGAUACUCGCGUCACUGGCCGGGCUGAGAUUUGGGCUGCAGUCUCAACAGCUAUUACACUAAUGCAAGCCGGCGAUAUCACUACCGCGCAGGGGAUCAUCGAUGCUGCCGGUAUAACCGUACCUACCGGGAAUCUCUGCGAAGGAUGCUACGAUGAACAAGGUGUGCUUUACAGACUGCCACAAUGUAUCGUCAGUGACCCGGAGAAUAUGAUAUCAUCCCAUGAGGAAGAGGAGGGUCGUGUCGAUGACGAGGAUCACGAAGAACUCUCCGAUGGUAAACUUGCGACAGACGAUGCCUCCGGGGAUGAAUUGAUAUCUCAGGAUGCGGAGCGUCGUCGUGAUGAGAAAGGGAAGACAAGUGAGCGUAAUUUGAUUCGCGUUCUGGCUCGUUUAAGUGAGGGUGGUCCGGACAUCCAGUUAGCCGUGGGUAAGGGCCAGACCGUGGGCUUUUUGGCUAGAAAAGUACACUACGAAGCGAAGCUUGACGAUGAUAGGCGUGUCCGCAUUGCAUAUCUGGGCCACUUCUUAAAUGAGAGACUGCCCUUAGUCGAACAGGGAUGGCAGGAUGGCCAUGUUGUUAAUGCUUUGGUCGUGGCACCUGCUUACAACCCAAGCAAGCGCCGACGCUAG
Molecule: messenger RNA, 843 nt
Organism: Penicillium salamii
Lineage: Eukaryota; Fungi; Ascomycota; Eurotiomycetes; Eurotiales; Aspergillaceae
Source: the annotation of a GenBank genome assembly